Molecule: messenger RNA, 5920 nt
Organism: Archocentrus centrarchus (flier cichlid)
Lineage: Eukaryota; Metazoa; Chordata; Actinopteri; Cichliformes; Cichlidae
Product: protein FAM102A-like
Exons: 12
Coding region: 243-1445 (400 amino acids)
Source: RefSeq, a predicted model, not a curated record
CUGAGUGAGCAGCAGGAGGGGAAACUCGGUGCGUUAGGAGAAACGCGCGGACCCCGGCACCUCUACAGCGGUGUCCAGCUGUGCUGCUGUGAGUGUGUGUGUUUUUAACCAUGCGUGCGGAGCGGCAGACCGUCGGAGCGGGCCAAACGGCACUUCAGAAAUGAUUAACCUGCAAGCACAGACGGAUUCCCCCCCUCCUCUUUAAAGUGUUUGCUGCCAUCUGUGUUUAUUCAUCUCCGACCAUGAGCACCCUCCAGCAGCUGGGCACCAUGGCCUUUCUGCUGAAGAAGAAGAAGUUUAAGUUUCAGGUGCACUUCACUCUGGAGGAGCUGACAGCGGUGCCGUUCGUUAACGGAGUGCUUUUCUGCAAGAUCCGCCUGAUUGAUGGAGGGGACUUUGCCAUCUUAUCGUCCAGGGAGGAGGUGCAGCAGAACUGCGUCCGAUGGAGGAAGAAGUUCUCCUUUGUGUGCAAAAUGAGCGCCAAUGCGAUCACUGGAGUGCUGGACCCCUGCAUCUGCAGAGUGUCUGUACGCAAGGAGCUGAAAGGAGGAAAGACCUUCUCAAAGAUAGGUUUUGCUGAUCUCAACAUUUCUGAGUUUGCUGGUUCAGGCUCGACCGUCCGCUGCUGCAUCCUGGAGGGUUAUGACACCAAAAACACUCGACAGGACAAUUCUAUCCUCAAGGUAAUAAUUGGGAUGACUCUCCUGUCGGGGGAUCCCUGCUUUAAAACGCCUCCCAGUACGGCCAAAUCCAUCUCCAUCAGUGACGAGGACCCCAACCUACAGCUGGACUGUAAGGGGGAGAGCACUGAUGCCACAAUGCAGCCACCAGGGGGCAUCGUGGAAGGAGCCCGAACCUUCAAACCCCGACAGUCAUCAGUACGGAGCUCAGGGCUGCCUGAGGAGGGAGGGAGCGUCUCCAGUCCAGACGAGGUCUUUCAGUUCGGUCACUUUCGCAGCUCCAGCUACGCCAGCCAGCACAGCAGGAUAUCAGGUUACAGCACCGGCCACUCUCGCUGCUCCAGCCUGAAUGACCUCAGCCACCACAGGAAUGCCUCCACUUCCAGCAGCAGCACCUCCUGUGGGCUCGCCCACCCCUCCCAGCCACGUUCCUCCACCCCCACCGAGCCGCACCGCCAAGCGACCCCCACCAAACCGGAGCGACCUCCUCCUCCCUCUGCAGCAGCCCUCAUGUCCAACAGAUCCUCCAGGAGGAAGAAGGAGCCCGUGCAGAGGACGCCCAGCUGUGUGGACGACACCCGCAUCGAUGCAGACGUCAUCGUGGACACGAUUGUAAAGAGUCAGGACUUUGACAGCAGCAACAACGAAGACAGCAACUUGAGGCUGUUUGUCAGCAAAGAUGGGACCACAGCCCUCAGCGGGACGCACCUCACCAACAGAGUGACUUCGGGCAUCUUUGAGCCGGUGGUGAUCGAGACUCACUGAGAUCGACUCGCCUCAUCGUGACAUCUGAUUGUCUCCAUACGUGCAGACAUGCACACGCAGCCUGAUGUGCAUCCGCCGUGGGGUCGAUUUGAGCUUUCUAGUGUUUUUAAUCAGGCCUGUUUUUAACCUGUUUCUAACUUUAUUGUUUUUUGAGCCCGUUUAAACAGUUUGUCCUGUUAUAUCACAGCUCGUCCCCUUUCCUGGGAAGCCUUUAUUUUGCAGCCUCAGCAAGAAGUGCCGAUUGCAUUGUGAUAACUGGAGAUGAGUGCCAGGAGGAAACAUGCACAGGAAUUAGCCAUUCAUGCUCUGAAUAAACUAGUAUGUGGAUUUUCAUGAGAAAAGCUGGUGAAUUUGGGAAGAAAAAAUAUGGGUUUCCAAGAAAAAAAGCAAAUUUAUUAGAAUAAUUUUGCUGAUUUUCUAGGAAACAAAAAACAGGCAAAUUUACAAGGAACAAAAUGGCAAAUAUUCCAGAAAAGAACCAAUAAGAUUAAAAACGGCAGCCCUUUUAGCUUUGAAUGCAUCACUGCACACAUUUCAUUUCAUUUCAGGUUUUUGCUCCAAGCUUUUCUGUUGGGGAAGAAGUCGAUGCUAACCUAAUGUCAGAGCAGGACAUCAGAUUUUUUCUGAUUGUUUAUCCCCCUGAGAGUCGCUCUGCAGACACGCUGAGAAAAAACCAACCUGGAACUGAAGCUUUUAUCUUUUUAUCAUAUUUUAAUGUUAUUUGAUGACUGCAUAUAUACUUAUUACACUGUUUUGCACACGUGAACUCUUAAAGGAGGACUGAUAGAAACCACUAGAAGCAAACUGAGCUGGGUUGUUGUCUGAAACCACAUGAAAUCUUCUGUUUUGUAAUUUCUCGUCUGUUGGCUCAGCCCCUGAAAGCUUACGUUCAUAUGGCUGGCCAUAUGCAACCAUCCACCCUCUGCACACGCUCCUGUAAACCCAUCACAAAUGUCAGGUGUUAUUUUACUUCCUUCUCAGCCACAUUUUCUUUUAAUCUUUGGCUUCUUUCACAUCCCGAGUGCACACAAAUAAGCUGAACCCACAAUGUGGAUGUUUGAAGGCAGGAGAUCUUUAACGAGCGCCUCUUCUGCUCACACUCAGCCCCAGGUUUUAUUCUAAGACUCCACUGGAGCAGCUUUUCGUGACACUGGCCCGUUAUGCAGCCCCUCAAUUCAUCCACAGGAGCUGUUUAAGCACCUGCCUCUCUAAGCAGCCUCUUCCUAAACAUCCAGUUUCCACUGAUUGGCUAGCUUCUGGAAGCCUGCAGAAGGGAAAAUCUACUUAGUUCACAGGGAUCACUUUACAAAUGCUUACCUCAUGUUUCUGAAACAUGUGACACUGUAAUGUUUCAUAUAUGUGACAGAAAAUAGGAGAAACAUAACAGGAACCCAUUAAAAAAUGUGACAUUACAACAGGAAGUGACGUCAGCAGGCUGUGAACACAUUAGUGUGAGCAAACAGCACAUUUACUCAGUAUACACAAAGUGAGCAUUUAUUUGGAUGACUGCUGCUUUGCCUUUGGUUUGGCUGAGCUAACCCGGCAGCUGCUCACUGUCCUCUGCUGUUUGCUGCAGAGUAAUGUGGAGGCGGCUGAUUGGUGUCGCUGCUGCAGCUCCUCACACAGGAACCUCUGAGAGCCCGAGCAGCAGCUUUGAGUCAUCGAUGAGAUUUUUAUUAAAAAAUGGGCACAGCUUUAAGGUGCAAUAUUUCAAGAUUUGUUUUACGGCUCAUCCACCUUUGGAACCAUAAUCAAUGCCUUUGGUUGAUUGAUUAUUAAUUAACUGCUGACAUUCUGUCACAGUGUUUCCCAAGAAGACCGACUUCUCUGGACUUUGUAGCUUUGGGCAGUUUCCGUGUCGAGGCCUGUGCAGCCUCUGCAGCCCUGAGGCUGUGGGCUGGUGCUGGCUGCAGUGAGGUCAGUCCCACAGCUGCAGCAGCACAAAGCCCCCCUCUGUGCCAGUACUGACAGUAUACAAUAGAGCUUCACCCCCCCGCAGAACUCAUUUGUGCAUUUGUGAUUAUGUUCAUGUUGCAAGUUGUGCAUGCGGGCCGUGCAUUUCUGACUGAUGUGAAAGGAUGUUAUGUAUAUCAGACAGUUUUUUGAGCCUUCUGGUGCAUCAGGUCACGCAGAAGUAGUUGGUUAAUUCUGGGAUCAGUUGUAAACAAGUGCUGGACACUUGGGAGAUCCUUAGAGUUUUCUGUCGCCGUCCAGAUGGUAGAAUCUGGUCCACUGCCCCUCAAAAUUUUGAGAUGGCUUAGAAAAGUCCAUCUUUCUGAAAAUAAAGGAUAUUUUUAAUCUAACAUUAAAAUCAUUAUAAUGUAAAUAAAAAUUGAUGAUUAAUGGAACUGUUAAUUAUAAAUGCUAUAAUAUAAUAUAUAAUAUAUGAUAUCAUACCUAAUGCAAGUUUAUCACGUUAAAAGGCCUAUUAGUUAUUAGAAUAAAUUAGAUGUCUGUCGUUACCUUUAAAAGCCCUUAAUGGGUUCUGAGUGGUUUUGGGGGUGGCCAGACUUUUUCUGUGGCGCCCAUUUUUCCUCCAGCCAGGUCUGGAGCAUCAUCCUGUGAUUGUAGCUUCAGUUUUCAGGCUAUUCCAUGUGAGAAUUUUUUUUAAAAACUGAAGAUUUAAUAGAACGAUGUGUACUGCUCCCUUUGCAGAAUACCACAGACUUUCUUUAAUGGGAAUAGAAAGAGAAAUGAGAGGCACUGCUGCACAACUGAGAACAUACAUAGUCUGUAGCUUGAGAAUGAGAUCACAGAUUGGCAGCUUCAUUAAAUGGUACCCAUAACAGCUGGAUUGAGAUUAUUUGUGAAAGGAGUAGUACAUAUGGCUGCAUAAAUAUACAAAGUUUUUUUUGUUUUUUGUUUUUAAAUUGGUAAUUUAAUGUGUGAACAGUGUAGAUUUCUCAGAACAACUCUCUGAGUUGUUUAGAAAAAACCUCCUUUCAUAGAACAGCACAAACUUGCUCUAAUCAGAACAGUGAACAUCCGAGCAGUAGGACAAAUACAUCUGUCUCUGCCUUCCCAUCAGAAUGGAAUGUUCUGUGGAGGGAGUUGUACACACAGUUGUAUAAAAGCAGCAGGUUCAUUUUGGCAAUUUUUUUACUGCCUUACUUUCUUUGAACAGGAAUACUCUCAUUUGUUUCAUGAUAUUUUUUUCAUGCAAUGGAGUGUACUACUCCCACCACUGAACAGCACAAUUGGCUCAAACUAGAACAGAAAGAGGAGUGGGAGGGCACAGUAAAUAACACAUAAAUAAAAUAACCAGAAGUUUUGUCUUAUGGAUGGCAAAAUAGUUUUUUUGUUGUUGUAUUAUUUUUUUUUUCCAGUGGUGGAAAUAAGCUUCCACAGUGAAGGGAGUAGCACUCACAGCUAGACAGAGUAACAGGUAGCCUUUUUCAUGCAAUGGCGUGUACUACUCCCUCCACAGAAUAGCCAAACUGGUUCCAACUAGAACAGAAAGGGAAGCACAACUGGCAAAGUGCAGAGUUUUUGACUAAGAGAUCAAGUGUUCAUUCAGAUGGAAGCUUUAUUAAAUGGUACCCAGAACAAUCAGAUUGGGCUGAUUUCUGAGGGAGCAGUACACACUGUUGUAUAAAGUUGCAUUAGGUAACUAUCUCCUUUCUGUAUUUUGUAAACAUAUUCCAUUUAACAUUAAUUUUAAUGUACAAUAUUUAAGAUUGAUUUUAUGGUAAGAUUACAUUUUUCUUUUAAAAAGAAGGGCUUUUCUAAGUGGGAUAAAGUAAUUAUCCACUUAAAUUCAUUUUAUUAACAGUCCAUAUUUGUCACAUUUGUGUACUUAUGUAUGUUUGUAUGAAUGAAAUAUGUGAUGUGGAAACCAUAUAGUCGAUUUUCCUUUUAUUUUCAGACCAGCGGGCUGGUCUGCAGCACAGAACUGUGUGUUAAAAACGUAUAUUUUAUGGUGACUAAACAGUAAUUAUUUACAGUCUGGGGUUAUUGGGGAAAGUAUGCAGUAAAGGGAUCUGUGUGCUACUGUGAUUUGUUCUAGAAAUACUCACUCUGUCUUUGUACUUGACCUUAUGUAACCUUAUGACCUUAUUAAGGAAAUGUUUUAUUUUCUGUGGUGAAAGAUUUUUUGUUGGGACGGGUUAUAUCGCUUUGGUAACUGUGGUACUGAGUUAAUGAGAUGGGGUUUGGUAAAGGGAAUAUACUUCACAAAAUAUUUUCCACUAUAUUUUAAAAUGUAUUUAAUUCAAAUUAAACUUAGCAAAUGUGCAGAAUUAUAGUAAAUGCAUAUAAAAUAUUAAUAUAAGCAUCAGUAAGUUGGGUGAACGUAAUUUUGUUUUUGGUACAUUUGUGUUUUUCUGAGAACAGAAAAUCUGUUUAGUUUUGUUUUCAAAUGUUUUCUGACUCCAUGUAGAAACAUUUUCACUCCAGGAAAUAAACGUAAGAGUCGCACCGAGUUCAGAUGAUCUGAACGAUUAAUAACUGCAUGUAAACAAAGGAGUUCUGAUGGA